ACACAAACUAUGUAUUUUCAGUACUGGCAGUGGAUAUCGGAACGCAGCCUAUACCAUCUGCCAGAGAAAAAUCUACUUUUAUACUCUAGCUAAGAUUCAAACCACUUGAAGAAAAAAAGUAUUUUUAUAAUACAAAAUCUCUGUUUAGUCCUUGGAAUUAUUGCCAUUUUAGGUGUCAUUAAGCAUUCUCGGAGCUAUACGAACUCAAGACAAGAAAAAAUGAGUAACAUCGAACAAAAAAUUAUCGUCUAGGAAAUAAUAAGGUGAAAAACAUCAUAUGAUGAUCAUUUUUGCAAGAUAAAGAUAAUCGAUGUCAAAAUAAUCGAGGUGAUAUUGCCCAUCCCUCUACUUCAUCGAAUAUGCUGACAAAAAUCUAGGAAUUAGGAUAUCUUAUGAUUUUUAUUAAUAAACAUGAGUACAAAUGUGAACAACCAAAGAACACUCGCUGAAUCAAUUAACGAGAAGUGAAGUAGAAUGCGGAUGAUCGUAGAUGAAUUUGCAAAGUUAGCUGCAACCGCAAUAUAUUUCUCUUAUACGAAAAGGUGACCAUUGAUCACACAUAUCCAUUCGACCGAGAAUUAUGGAUAUAAUAAGCGCCAACGAUGUUCAUGAGUCGCGCGUACCAUUUUCUGCGAACUGCGAGUUCCUACAAAUCUCGUGCAACUGGCGGAUUACUAAUAACAAAGAAUUUUACCAUGCCAUCACCACUGCGCCUUUGCCGCAUUCAUCUAAAAGAAUAAACUGCGAAGACAUAGUUUCCUUGGAUACCUGUAUUUCACUACAAUCGAUGGAUUCUGAAUCAACAGAACCUUGCAUGCUAGACAUUAAAGUGACCAAUUGUCAGAAAAUAGCACGUAUUGCUGUUGUUUCUGAAUCCAAUGUCCUGGAGUUCUUCAAACAAUCAGGAGAAUAUGAAACAACAGUAUUUGCAGAUUUUAUAGAUGAAUUUGAAGAUAAUUCUGUAUAUUUGGCAGAAACAGCUAUACAACCUCCUACUACUGAAGCCAGCAUUAAGUUUACUAGGAUAAAAACUAAAGGCAUGAGGAUGUGGAUAUACGGUAUAAAACUUAUUUUGACAGAUCCAGCGAAAGAAAGAAAAACUGAUGCUUUCAAUUAUGAUGUCAUUCAGACUUUUCUUAGUAAUGUGAAUGGAAAGGCACACAAAGGAGCUGACAUAGCAAAGAAAGUACUCGAAUGUUUCAGUGUACAAGAAAUAACAAGCAACGAACAAUUCUGUCAGAAAAAUCUGGAAACUCUCACUUUAGACUCACUAGCAAAUUCUCUUGAAUGUAAAAAUGGAAUUUUAAGGAGAAAUGAUGAAAAAGAAAGUACAACUAGUGAAGAUGAUCCCAGAAAUUUAGAUAUAAAUGUUAGAACAUAUAUCGAUAACAAAUUUCAUGAUAUGGAAAGGAGAUUGAUGAAAAGAAUAGAUGACAUGGAAGCUAAUACCAAUCAGAAACUGAAUGCCAUUUUGCAAAAGCUUGAAACACAAUUACAUAUUUAAAAUACAUGUUACACUUUUGAAUUUUAAUACUUAUAAUAAAACAUAUUUAUAUAAUGCAAAUAGAAUCAUAUAAAAAUAAUGUAUCUAAUAAUAAUCCAAUAAGGUUUAGAAAUUUGAAACACAAGCAAAAUAAAAUGAUCUGUUUUAUCCUGUCUCUUAAUUG
Messenger RNA from Harpegnathos saltator (Jerdon's jumping ant), 1667 nucleotides. RefSeq lists its product as uncharacterized. Lineage: Eukaryota; Metazoa; Arthropoda; Insecta; Hymenoptera; Formicidae. The record is from RefSeq and is a predicted model, not a curated record. The coding region runs from base 581 to 1504 and encodes 307 amino acids. The transcript has 4 exons.